AUGACUUUGGCACAUGAGAAGAUAGGAAAUCAGGUGGCUCCUUCUCAGGAUAAUGUUCGUGAGACAGUGGAUGUUCAGCCAAUCGAGCAUAUACAGAAAAGUGAAACUACGACUUUCCUACAGCCAACUUUUGCCCCAAAGAUGAUGUCUUUAUCAAAAUUCCUUGAGCCAUUUGAUGAAUCUGCUCUUACAGAUGAAGAUGCUGCUAAAAAAUACAGUACAUAUAUCGCAGGCUUUUUAAAAGAACAACUUUCUGAUCAGUUUGAGCGUCACAAAAACAGUGCGUGGUUCCGCGAUAAGUAUCAUCCUGACCAUGUCGCAUCCAAAAAUAAGGACAAGGAUGCUAUCAUCGCGCGUUUUGAUGUGUUUAAGAAGAUGUACUACGACGGAUUCUUUGGAAAUAUUUCUUUGGAAUAUAAAGAGAGAGCUGCAAUCACCAAACUUUUGGAUCAGUUUGCGGUUUUAAUGGCGGGCGGAACAUCCGAUGAUCUAGCGGAGCUGGAGACGUUCGACCCGAAGUCGCUACUCGUUAGUAACGACGUCCGCGAAAAGAUGAAGUCAUCUGCGACGUCUUCGACUUCAGUCGUGCAAUCAGCAAACCAAACAACGAUGCUCUCCUCCUCUCUCGAAAAUCCACCUCAAGAAAAAUCAACCAAACGAGAACGGAAAUCGUCGGCGGGUCGUAGUGGAACGACGCGAACGGAAACGUCCGCGCACAGCUCCACGGACGAAGACGACGAUGGUAACAGCAGCGAUUCAAGCACAUCAAGCUCCAACUCCUCGACGUCUGCUUCCACGUCCACUUCAAGCUCUUCCAGUGUCUCCAGCCGCAGCUCCUCCUCAUCGGCGUCCACAUCCUCCUCGACUUCUUCUUCCUCCUCCCACCACACCUCUCGAGGCUCUAGCCACAAUGAAGAAGAUGAAAAGAUGUCGGGGAAGCAUAAACGGCGAAAAAAAAUCGACGCGAAGCCCUCAGCGGUAAAGGAUUCUGACCCAACGGAAGUGCAGUCGGCUGAGGCGGCUAACAAUGAGGGCGACGAUGCAAAAAUGGAGGUAGACGAAAAGAAGGAGGUGGAGGUGGAGGAGGAGACCUCCAGCGAACCUGUUAAACCUCCCAUCCACGCCACCAGGGUGGUCUUUCUGCCCUACUUCCCUCUCACAGUUCAUCGAGCCACAAUCGAAACGCUUCUAUCCGAGCACCCGGAUUUCUUGCGGUUCGUGUGCCUGGACCCCACUCCGAUACCCGCGCCGUCCACCGCCCUGAACGAUCCGCUUGCUCCGCUGGCGCUGCCGCGUGCAGCCACCUCCCUCGUUCUUCACAGACCCGCGUGGAUCACGUUCGCGGCCCUGCGACCACGCGGAGCUGACCGCGCGUCGUCUUCGCCGCCCCCUCCGCCGCCCCCUCCGCCGCCGCUGCCGCCUCCUGCUCCACUCGACUUUGUCCACCAAUUGGCAGAGCGCUUGCGUGAGGAGCAGGGCAGUCGCGAGGCCACCGACCUGGCCGCCUGUCUCUCCGCUGCUCGCCUUCUGCCCGGGCCUUUUUGUUUGGAACGCGUGCGCGCCUCUUCGCGGCUAGCAGCGACCUUGGCGGCAACUAGCAAGAACGCCGCGCUGAACCCGAUCUGCAGCAAGGCGGUUAUGCGCAGGCAUUUGGUAAUGGCAGCCAAACUCGUUGGACGUCUGGACGAAGUUUCGGGGUUGUGGAAGGCCCCAAAUAGUGCUGAGUCUCCCUCAGCUUCGGAUUGGUCAAUUCCAAGGCUACACGAAUUAGACCCGGAGGGAAAUUUGAUUGGCGCCUCGAGCGUUCUGACGGACCUCUCGGUUAGCACUGCAAAUCCGUUGCUAGAAAACCUCACCGAUCACCUCGUCGAUGAGAGCAAUCCAGACGAGGUUCUUCUCUACAGUGGUGGCGGCGGCGGUAGUCCCAAGGCGGCGUCGCCUCAGAAGCCCGUCGACGCGGAGGACUCGCAGCCCGCAGACGCGGAGUUGACGCGGGCGCUGGACACGCUGGUGCUGUACCUGCGUCUUGUUUACUCUGUCGACUUCUACGCCCCGGCGCUGUACCCCCGCGAGAGCGACAUGCCGCACCCCUGCGGCCUCCUCCACGUGCGUCCGUCGGGGGCGCCGUCAGCGCGCCUCCCCUCCCCACCGCGUCCAGUCUUCGCCAAACAACCAACCACCGCCUCCGCGCACAAGGUCUUCGCUCGCCAACUGUGUCGCAUCUUCCGACUGGUGACCCCGCUUGUCAGACAGGGGGAGGCGGAUGAGGCUGCGUCGUUGCCUCCGUCGGCGCCGCCGCCGCCGCAGUCGGUUGAGGGGGAACAGAACAACCAACAGCAGCAACCGCAGCAGCAGCAAGAGGCAGCCGAAGGUGCCCACACGAAGGACUCGGACACCAACGGCCGACGCCUCCGUCUUCUCGGUUAUCGCGACGUCGACGAUGUCGUCGAAGCCUUCAUAAAGGCCAACACUAAGCGCAAAAAGCGAAAAGUCGAUAUUAUUUGGGUAUGUCCGCUGUCCGACAAGAAGUUCCGUGGGCCUGCCUUCGUGAGGAAGCACAUUUUGAACAAGCACAUGGAGAAGGUUGAGGAAGCCAAAAAGGAGAAUGCCUAUUUUUUCAACAACUUUCUGCUCGAUCCAAUGCGGCCGGAGUUGAUGCGACCGCCGAAGCGUCGUCUUCCCGUGCGCAAGCCCUCAGUCGACGAGGAAGAAGAGGAUGAGGGCAGCGAGAGCGACGACGAGGUCCCACCGCGGAAUCGCCAGGCCGUGGGGGGUCUCGGUAGUCCCUUUGCGCCCUACGCACCACGCACUCGCUACUGGAACACUCGUGGUGGUGGCGGUGGCGGCUACUACAACCGAGGCGGCGUCAAUAGCAACCAACGACGCUACAAUCGACCGAAUUCCUGGGCUCCUAACGGCGGCGGACAGAGGCGCAACAGUUACUAUAGGCACGACGGGGACCGUGGGAACAGCUACUUUGACCUCGACGCUCCCUGA
Messenger RNA from Mesocestoides corti, 2997 nucleotides. Lineage: Eukaryota; Metazoa; Platyhelminthes; Cestoda; Cyclophyllidea; Mesocestoididae. The record is from the annotation of a GenBank genome assembly.